Molecule: messenger RNA, 1929 nt
Organism: Fundulus heteroclitus (mummichog)
Lineage: Eukaryota; Metazoa; Chordata; Actinopteri; Cyprinodontiformes; Fundulidae
Gene: ntd5
Product: ntl-dependent gene 5
Exons: 8
Coding region: 32-1099 (355 amino acids)
Cellular component (GO): extracellular region
Molecular function (GO): peptidase inhibitor activity
Source: RefSeq, a predicted model, not a curated record
CUCAUAUCAUCCUCGAGGUCUGGCUCUAAGAAUGGACUCCACGCUGCUGUUGCUCUUCCUCUGGGCUCUGACUGGGACCGCUUCCCCACAGUCUUCAGCAGGGUCGUGUGUGGAGAGACUUCAGGGAGGAGAGAGGAGACAGAGAACGUGUCCUCGGACCUGCAAAACCGACGCUGAAUGCGGCAGCAAGCGGCAGUGUCUGUGCGACGGCCAGUGCGGUCUCAGCUGUGUGGCUCCAGGUCGUACUUGUCCCUGGCCUCUUCCCCAGGGACGAGAAACCUGGGAGGUUCGCCUCCUCUCCUCCACCCCCGUCUUCUCUGCCCUGCUAGAAGUGCGCUGUAAGCCAGGCUUCACGUUGCCCGAUGGCUUGGAUGUCAUCGUUCGCCGGUGUCAGGGUGACCGGCAGUGGAGCGGGGAGGAGCCCACAUGCACAGAGGUUCAGUCACCUGAACACGCUCCCGCCCGGACCUGUCCUCUGCCAGAGGAGGUGAUCAACACCUUCAGCAUCCAUGGCAAUGCCACUGUGGGGACUUCAAUCCGCUACAGCUGCCUGUCUGGGGCGGACGUAGUUGGGAGCAGAGAAAAUUUCUGUCAGGAGAACCAGACCUGGCUGCAUCCUCACCCGGUCUGUAAAAAACUGUUCUGCAAGCCUCCAAAGGAAGUGGAAAAGGGCUACGUGGUUGCAAUCCAGAAGACCGAGUACGAGGUCGGCUUUGACAUCCACUAUCUAUGCAAGAAGAACUACCUGCUGGACGGACCCCAGAAGAUCACCUGUCUGUCAAAUGGCAGCUGGAGCGCGUCUCCACCACACUGCAGAGCCCGCUGUGUCAUCCCUGCCGACCGAAGCCGCGUUGUGAUUGGUGGAGUGAAGCGUUGGCCGUUUGAUGUCACGGACGCCAUGGUUCCCCACGGGGAAAACGUGACAUUCUACUGCAAACAUCCCAAGAAGCAGUGCAGCUUCACUGCAGCUCAGACCUGCUUUGACGGGAAGCUGCAGACACCCGAGUGCUACCUUGAGCCCACAUGGUUGCAGUAUAAACUCUUCCCACAUCGGCUGGUGUCGGAAAUUGCGACGUGCGCGCCCGGUGACGUAGAGUGAUCGCCUAACACGUCUGAUCUCAAGCGACCAAGACAUGCAUCUGUUUGUGACCCCCCUGAAUGCUCAGCACAGCUUCAUGUGCUUUAAUUGUGCUCAUUGUGCAGCAUCUGUUAGGAUUGUGACAGUUAUUGUGAAUUAGUCUUAGCUCUUCAUCUUGGGUUUAGGGCCUCACUGCUCUAAUUUUUCUUGCGCACUAAUCGAAAAGGCAUUGUUAUUACAUCCAAAACCUUGCAAGUGUUACUUCGGCGCUGCUGCAGCUUGAGUUGCUCCAUGCCGUAAAGUAUUUUAACAUGAUGGAACGCAGUGGCGGUUCGUAGUUGAAAAGCAUCCAGGGUGAGUGUUAUAGGUAUAAACAGUUCACUGCAAACCUGUGGCAGAUAUUUCUACAAAAGGAUUUAUGGAUGACAAAUAAGAGGAGCAGGUGAAUUAAUCAAUGUAUGGAUACAACAUUUAGACAACUUUUUCUAUGCCUGAGACGUAUUCAAAUCAAAAAUCCACACUUUUCUAGGCCAGUGAGCCCUCUGAACAGGGUUGCAACUGACAGAUUUUUUUUUUUUUUACUUAUGUCGCCCCUGAGAAUGUGCUUCCCUGGGAAGUGAGCCAUAACACCCAUACCAUAAACCGCCACUGGAUGUCUGUAUAGUUCAUUAGUAGCUGCUGUAUUAUCCAAUGCCAUGACUCUGUGACAUAUUUCACUGUGAGAUCUUUGCCUUCCUGCUGCUCAGUCUGACACACCAAGCCUGCGGGGCUUGUGAGCUUUGUAUUUUUGAUGUUUAAAAUAAAGAACAAACAUGUGAAAAAUAAUAAAAAAUAAAAUAAAUAAAAACGGA